Molecule: messenger RNA, 570 nt
Organism: Antechinus flavipes (yellow-footed antechinus)
Lineage: Eukaryota; Metazoa; Chordata; Mammalia; Dasyuromorphia; Dasyuridae
Product: little elongation complex subunit 2-like
Exons: 4
Coding region: 97-570 (157 amino acids)
Biological process (GO): snRNA transcription by RNA polymerase III; snRNA transcription by RNA polymerase II; positive regulation of transcription by RNA polymerase III
Source: RefSeq, a predicted model, not a curated record
AGUCAAAUUGACUUUUUCUGCUACAGUAAUGCUAAAUUCCAUGUAUUUGACUCUGGUUCCCUACUUUUUCCCAGGUGGACAUUAGGGCAGCAGUUUAUGUUUAGUGGAACAAGACUAUGCAAGAUGUCUAUGGGCAAUCCAGUGCUCAAUUGGGAUGUUUCACCAAAAAAUGGUCUGGAUGUAUUUUUCUCACAAGAAAAAUAUGAAGAAUAUUCUUUGACUCCUACUUUAAAGGAACUACUUAUUUUGUCCAAAAGACCUAUAGGAGAAAAUUUGGAUGCAUCAGCAAACCCUGUGGAAAAUGAACCAGCAGUUAAUUCAGCAGCUCAAGCAAAUGCGGAUGUUAAAACCACAAUAGAAAUUGUUCCCUUCCCAGAACCAAGAAUUCCUUAUCCUUAUUUCUCUCGUUUCUCAGAAAGAGAACAGAAAUGUUAUGUGGAUUUACACAAUAAAUAUUCAAAAAAGCCUAUAAAUUUCAAGACUGUAGGGCUAAAUAAGAAGGAAUAUUUCCAGUAUAUGGUGUUAACACACUUCAUUAAUCCUCCACGGGUUCCCAGAUAUCAUUGCUAG